GGCGGGGCUGCGGCGGCGAGAAAGCGCGGUGGCGGCGGCGUGCGCGGUGUGUUGCGGUGCGUCAGCAUGGCUGACGAGAUCCGUAAGGCGCAGGCCGCGCGCCCCGGUGGGGACACCAUCUUCGGGAAGAUUAUCCGCAAGGAGAUUCCCGCCAACAUAAUCUACGAGGACGAGCAGUGCCUUGCGUUCCAUGAUAUCUCACCCCAAGCUCCAACGCAUUUUCUAGUGAUUCCCAAGAAGCCUAUUGUCAGGUUGUCUGAAGCAGAAGAUUCUGAUGAAUCUAGCAGCCUGAGGAUGCAAAAUCAAGUAAUGGCCAUUUCUACAGACAUGAAGAUCUCUGCCCUGCCUCCCCCAGACAUGUGUAUUAUGCCAGGAGAACUAGCAGAGAGAGUGUAAGGAGUUGCAGAGGGAUAAAAACCAUAGGAGGAGGAGAGAAGAUGUGAGCAGAAUGAGGAAUGAGCUAAUCAGCUAACAAAACAAAGGACUGGACAACUGACAAUACAUUUCUAAAAUGACUGAAAUAUGACAAAAAUUUGAAACUUAAAAGAACAAUUAGAAUUUUCCUUAUAUCCUUCCACAUUGUACAUCCUGCUUCUAUGGGCAAGAGUGAUAAUUCUGUGUUCACCACCAGAGGGAUGAUUUUAUACAGAACUAUCAUCAUUAUUAAAUCUUGAAUCCAUGUUUACUUAAUACCCUGGAUUGUAUGUGCACAUGUCAUAGUUUGUGAAGAACUAUUUGUUUCCCCUCAUCCAUUCUAACUGAGAAUAUUAUUGAGGUAAACAAAAAAACAACAAACAAACAGUAAAAUUCAGACAUAUUUCAGACCUACUUCAGAAUGCAGUGAUUACAUUUUAUUUCACUUUUUAAAAACAUUUUUGAAUUUGGAUUCCAAAGAAAAAUCAGUGUCAAUAAGGAGGUCUGACAUAAGUUUUCUAAGAAGAACUGAAUCUGUAGACUUUGCAACAACAGCAGUGAAUGAACACCAUUCUUAUUUAGAAAGAAAAGAAUAAAAUGAGGGUCAUACAGAAGUAUUCCAAAAGGAAUUAUUUAAAAUAGAAUGAAAGUAUUUUCUUCUAUUAAAACAAAUAGUUCAUUCAUGUAUGAUGAAAGAGUGCUCUUAUUUUACUUGAAAAGAAAAAAAAUAAGGCUGAAAGUAAAUUGUGAGGUAAGAUAAUGCUGAAUUUAGUUAGUUUAAUAUUUACUUUGUAGACUGAAGACUUCAGAAGUCAACAGAUUUCUUGCUUCUCUGUGGAGAGAUUUAGAUUUCCUUAGUUCUCUACAUCCUUUGAAUUCUACUUUGAAGCAGAUGUAUACAUUUUAUUUUGGCUGCCAGCCAUAGUAAAACAUGAAAUAGAUAUAUAACUUAUAUGAUUCUUUAAUAAAUCUGUUUCCUUUAUUAUCAGAAAAUAUCCCCCCCUAACACCAGCUUAAGGUCUAGGAAGUGGGAAUUAAAUUUUGUGUAGGAAAUCACUGGGUUCUGUCCUUUCAUGGUAAAGAGCCAUGUUCAGACUGGAAAGCAAGCUAGCCUGCUGCCUUUGAGCCAGUGGGGACAGAUUAUUACCAAAAUGUUUUUCCCACUUUUAAUCUUACAGAUCAUGCUUUAAAUCCUACCUGUGCUCUAUUGUAAAGUGGGCUGAAUGCUCUGCCGUUAGCACAGUUUCUACUGACUUCUAAACAGUCAGUUGUACAAGUCCACAUCAAACAUGCUGUCUGGUAAUAGUGCUAGUAUUGCUAACAGUGUUUUCUGGGUUGUAACUAGUGAGAAGUUCAGUAGAAACAAUAAGGAACCUGUUUUCAGUAAAAAGGGUAUAUUUGCUAAAUUAAGGAAAAAUUCAUGAAGGAAGGGCACGCAAGAAGUGAUAUUUCAUUAUAGAUUUCUCCAAAUGAGCAGAUGCAAUCUUUGUGCCUCCUUUGAGGACAUAAAUGUAGAACAGUCCUGCUUGGAAGUUUCAUUUAGGUCUUCUUUUUUAUUGUACUUCCCCAGCUUUUCCUUGGAUAAGAUUUGUUUUGCUUUGUUUUGUAUUUAAUUGCCUGUAGCAUUGUGUAUUAUUUCAAUACCAUAGUUCUGAUAUGCUUUAGUGAUAUAUGACUAAACUCUGGUAAGGUGAUUUAUUACUUUUUCUUUUAAUUGGGUUUUUGUUUGCACAUCUAACAAGGCCUUGUUAAUGGUAAUUGAAUAAACAGAGAAAAUGUUUGGACAGUGCUCUAAUGCUGUAAACAGUCUAUCAUUUUCUUAUGAGAAACUGCCUCCAUGAACAUUGAGAGCUUUCUUUUAGUUACUAAAAGCCUUAAAGGAAAUGCAGAUGAAGUUACUGUGUGUUAUACGACUCUUGUUUCCACAGAGCUUUCAUUUAUUUUAGUACUCAUUAAUAUAAUGUUACCUAAAACAAGGCCUCAUAGAACUUAACCUUUUGAAAUCUUGUUAUAUAUUUAACAAUGACAAAUGCAGUAAGAGCAGCAUGAUUUGAAAUAAAUAUAUUUUAACAUGA
Messenger RNA from Lagopus muta (rock ptarmigan), 2489 nucleotides. RefSeq names its product histidine triad nucleotide binding protein 1 (gene HINT1). The transcript has 4 exons. Gene Ontology annotation, cellular component: nucleus; cytoplasm. Gene Ontology annotation, biological process: purine ribonucleotide catabolic process. Bases 67 to 396 code for a protein of 109 amino acids. Gene Ontology annotation, molecular function: hydrolase activity. The record is from RefSeq and is a predicted model, not a curated record. Lineage: Eukaryota; Metazoa; Chordata; Aves; Galliformes; Phasianidae.